Molecule: messenger RNA, 1776 nt
Organism: Onychostoma macrolepis
Lineage: Eukaryota; Metazoa; Chordata; Actinopteri; Cypriniformes; Cyprinidae
Gene: pdss1
Product: prenyl (decaprenyl) diphosphate synthase, subunit 1
Exons: 12
Coding region: 16-1362 (448 amino acids)
Biological process (GO): isoprenoid biosynthetic process; ubiquinone biosynthetic process
Cellular component (GO): transferase complex; mitochondrion
Molecular function (GO): prenyltransferase activity
Source: RefSeq, a predicted model, not a curated record
CAUUGUCGAACAACAAUGCGCAGCACGUCACGUGACAGUCUCUUCCGGUUCACGCGGCUGUGUUCGGUAACGUGCGUGUCGUCACACUGGGCAUGUGCUGCUCUUCGUUGGGGUAGCAUCAGUAUGGCGGUGCCGUGGAGCCGAUGCUGGAGGAGCAGCACUGGAGCGGCUGUAUUGCUGGACUGGUGUUGCGGGUUCAGCAGAAGAGCUUUCGCUCGCGCGGCUUCAGGAGGCGGAAGAACAGAGAGCUCCACCGCUGCGACACAGGUUUUAUUCCGGCAGGGCCCUGUAUAUAAUUUUAACAAACCAAUGACUAUUGCAAGGCACAGGACUAGAUGUCUGUACACAACACCACGAGUCUGUUGCAGUAUACGCAGUGAUACAAAGCUAAAAGAUCCUUUCUCACUAGCGCAAAAAGACUUGCAAAAUUUAUAUGAAGACAUAAAAAAGCAGUUGCUCGUCUCUAAAGCGGAGCUGAAAGCGUUGUGUGAUUAUUACUUUGAUGGAAAGGGAAAAGCCUUUCGACCAAUGAUUGUAAUCCUGAUGGCUCGAGCUUGUAACGUCCACAGCAAUAAAGAGGGGGUUCUGCUGCCGGCGCAACGCUCCAUCGCUAUGAUCUCUGAGAUGAUCCACACUGCCAGCCUGGUGCAUGACGACGUUAUUGAUGAUUCGGACACGAGACGUGGCAAAAACACCAUUAAUCAAGUCUGGGGAGAGAGAAAAGCUAUCCUGGCUGGAGAUUUCAUUCUGUCAGCGGCAUCCAUGGCAUUAGCACGUAUUGGGGACACUACAGUAGUGUCUGUGCUGUCACAAGUCAUAGAAGACCUUGUGCGAGGUGAAUUUAUGCAGCUGGGUUCUAAAGAGAAUGAAAACGAGAGAUUCAAGCACUACCUUGAGAAAACCUUUAAGAAGACUGCAAGUCUCAUUGCGAACAGUUGUAAAGCAGUGUCAAUUUUGGUGAAUUCUGAUCCUGAGGUGCAUGAGAUCGCCUAUCAAUAUGGACGAAAUGUUGGCAUUGCAUUCCAGCUUGUGGAUGACAUUCUGGACUUCACUUCCAGUGCAAACCGCUUGGGGAAGCCGUCAGCUGCCGAUCUCAAACUGGGUCUGGCCACCGGUCCCGUUCUGUUCGCUUGUCAACAGUUUCCUGAGCUGCAUGCAAUGAUAAUGAGACGCUUCAGCUCUGAUGGAGAUGUGGAUCGAGCCUGGCAAUAUGUCCUGAAGAGUGACGGUGUGGAACAGACUAACUACCUCGCCCAACACUACUGCCAAGAGGCCAUUCGGCAGAUCAGCCGUCUGCGGCCGUCCACAGAGCGAGACGCGCUCAUCCGACUGACCGAGCUGGUGCUGCGCAGGGACAAGUGAGCCUGGACGCAGAGCUCCACACUCAGGCAGCUACACCUCUGCAGAGCCCUGCUGCGAGACACGUGGGGCUUCAGAGAUCAAAGAAUCCACUGUAAGCUUUACCGUACUGUAAUCGCAGAGCCCUGACCUCCGUUAACCUCUGGUACAGAAGGAGAAACUCUGUGAAAUCAUUGUAAUUCCAGGUGUAGCACAGACAGAGGUGCUACCAUCACGUGUGUGUCUAUAUGGAUCCGUUACAGAUGAUCGCUUAAACAUCCGUCCACACUAUGAAAGGCCGAACGUCUUCGAUGUCUAAGAUGUUCUUGUUAAUGUACUUUUGCAUCAAGUGCUUAAUAACAACCAAGGCCUUAAACCUCACUGGCUAUUUACUCAAAUUAAAAAAGGUAUUUUUUAAAGUAAACACCCUGUUUGACU